AUGCCUUCUGGUGAUAUCGGUUUGAUCGGUUUGGCCGUUAUGGGUCAAAACUUGAUUUUGAACGCUGCUGACAAUGGUUACACCGUUGUUGCUUACAACAGAACCCAAGAAAAGGUUACCCACUUUUUGGCUAACGAAGCUAAGGGUAAGUCUAUUGUUGGUGCUACUUCUAUUGAAAACUUCAUUGCUCAAUUGAAGAGACCAAGAAAGAUCAUCAUCUUAGUUAAGGCUGGUAAGCCAGUUGACGCUUUGAUUGAUCAAUUGGUUCCUCACUUGGAAAAGGGUGAUAUCAUCAUUGAUGGUGGUAAUUCUCACUUCCCUGACACCAACAGACGUUACGACGAAUUGACCAAGAAGGGUCUUUUGUUUGUCGGUUCUGGUGUCUCUGGUGGUGAAGAAGGUGCCAGAUACGGUCCUUCUUUGAUGCCUGGUGGUUCCGCUGAAGCUUGGCCUCACAUCAAGGAGAUUUUCCAAGCCAUUGCCGCUAAGACUGAGGGUGAACCUUGUUGUGACUGGGUUGGUGAGUCAGGUGCCGGUCACUACGUCAAGAUGGUUCACAACGGUAUUGAAUACGGUGACAUGCAAUUGAUUUGCGAAGCUUAUGAUUUGAUGAAGAGAGUUGGUAAGUUUACCAACAAGGAAAUUGGUGAUGUCUUUGCGACUUGGAACAAGGGUGUCUUGGAUUCUUUCUUGAUUGAUAUUACCAAGGACAUUAUGUAUUACAAUGACCCAACCGAUGGUACUCCAUUGUUGGAAAAGAUCUUGGAUACUGCUGGUCAGAAGGGUACUGGUAAGUGGACUGCUGUCAACUCCUUGGACUUGGGUAUGCCUGUCACUUUGAUUGGUGAAGCUGUCUUCUCUAGAUGUUUAUCUGCUUUGAAGGACGAAAGAGUUGAAGCCUCUUCCAUCUUGCCUGGUCCCACCGUGGAAGAUGUUUCCCCAAUCAAGGACAAAAAGCAAUUUGUUGAUGAUUUGGAACAAGCUUUGUACGCUUCCAAGAUCAUUUCUUAUGCUCAAGGUUUCAUGUUGUUGAAGGAAGCUGCUAAGGAAUACGGCUGGAAAUUGAACUUCCCAUCCAUCGCUUUGAUGUGGAGAGGUGGUUGUAUCAUCAGAUCCGUUUUCUUGGGUGAAAUCACCAAGGCUUACAAGGCUCAACCAGACUUGCACAACUUGUUGUUCUACCCAUUCUUCAAGGAUGCCGUCACCAAGGCUCAAAAGGGAUGGAGAAGUACCAUUGGUAAGGCUGUUGAAUUUGGUGUUCCAGUUCCUGCUUUCUCCACUGCUUUAGCCUUCUACGAUGGUUACAGAUCUGCUCAAUUGCCUGCUAACUUGUUGCAAGCCCAAAGAGAUUAUUUUGGUGCUCACACUUUCCAAGUUUUGCCAGGUAAGGAAAAUGAGUUGUUGAAGAAGGGUGACUGGAUUCACAUCAACUGGACAGGUAGAGGUGGUGAUGUUUCCGCUUCUACUUAUGAUGCUUAA
Molecule: messenger RNA, 1479 nt
Organism: Lizanozyma spartinae
Lineage: Eukaryota; Fungi; Ascomycota; Pichiomycetes; Serinales; Debaryomycetaceae
Gene: GND1
Product: phosphogluconate dehydrogenase (decarboxylating)
Exons: 2
Coding region: 1-1479 (492 amino acids)
Biological process (GO): pentose-phosphate shunt, oxidative branch; pentose-phosphate shunt
Cellular component (GO): cytosol
Molecular function (GO): NADP binding; phosphogluconate dehydrogenase (decarboxylating) activity
Source: RefSeq, a predicted model, not a curated record